Candidozyma auris is the source of this 690-nucleotide messenger RNA. It is a transcript of the gene YPT7, whose product is annotated as Ypt7p. Gene Ontology annotation, biological process: regulation of vacuole fusion, non-autophagic. Gene Ontology annotation, molecular function: GTPase activity; GTP binding. The record is from RefSeq and is a predicted model, not a curated record. Bases 1 to 690 code for a protein of 229 amino acids. The transcript has a single exon. Gene Ontology annotation, cellular component: late endosome; vacuole; fungal-type vacuole membrane. NCBI's taxonomy places the organism in Eukaryota, Fungi, Ascomycota, Pichiomycetes, Serinales, Metschnikowiaceae.
AUGGACUCUCCUGAGUUUCUCAAAGUGGUACUACUAGGCGACUCCGGCGUGGGAAAGACCUGUCUACGUGCACAGUUUGUUCACCAUAUCUUCACUAAUGCAUACAAAGCGACCAUUGGUGGUGACUAUUUGACCACUAGUAUCGAGAUACCAAAAGGGAAAGCUCCUGAAUCGAACGAGUCUAUACGUUCUGGACCAGAUUAUGACGAACCAAAAAAGGUCAGUUUACAGGUUUGGGAUACGGCCGGCCAAGAGAGAUUCAACUCGAUAUCUCUGGCUUUUUAUAGAGGCGCAGAUGUGUGUGUUCUAGUGUACGAUGUGACCAAUUACGAGUCGGUAUUGAGUUUGAGAGACUGGUUCUCCAGAUUUAUAGAACACUGCAAAGUCGAUAAACCAGGAGUCAUAAUUGUUGGGAAUAAGAUCGACAAAACAAACGAAAGAUGCAUUGACAAGGACGAGAUACAAGAGGUUCUUUGUCGUAAUGACCCAAAAGUUAAUCUUAACGACUAUGUUGCAAAUUGGGACACAGACUUGAUAGAGAUUACAUGCAAACAACUUCUGCUAGUGGAGAUGGUGUUUCGAAGAGCUGCUUGUGUAGGGGUGCAAAUCUCAAGCCGACGUAGACCAAGUGUGACAGGAUUCGACUCAAUCGAGUUGAACAAGAUACGUACUUGGUCAUGCUCUUGUUGA